This is a messenger RNA of Podospora pseudopauciseta, 1625 nucleotides long. RefSeq lists its product as uncharacterized. The record is from RefSeq and is a predicted model, not a curated record. NCBI's taxonomy places the organism in Eukaryota, Fungi, Ascomycota, Sordariomycetes, Sordariales, Podosporaceae. The transcript is spliced from 3 exons. Gene Ontology annotation, molecular function: structural constituent of ribosome. The coding region runs from base 265 to 1347 and encodes 360 amino acids. Gene Ontology annotation, cellular component: mitochondrial large ribosomal subunit.
AGUACCCCCUGGUGGGGUAGACAACGCUAGGUGGUAACUGGCAGGCGGUGAGCGGGAAGCUUGGACCCUUCCCCUGCAAAAAGUUGAUGGGAAAGUGUGGUUCGCGGCUUUGGGACGAACCUGGCUGGUGAAAGGAGAGGAAUUGAAGAGUGAGUGAGGUGAGAGCAGGAUAAGCAGUUUGAUCCCCCCACACUUUAAAUCCGACACAAGGGGACAGCAAAGGCAGCACCCGACUUGCUGAGGAGCAAUUGAACAAAUAAAAACAUGAUGUCGGCGGCGCCAGGUAGAGGAGCGGCUGCUCUUCUGAGGGGUUCACAAAGAGUCUGCCUCAAAUGCGCACGAUCCUCCCCCACUGCCGCUCCCCUCCUCAGAUCAACAACCGCCACCACCACCCUCCUCCCUAGACGUACCUUCGCAGCCGAAGCAACCGCCCCCUCCUCCCCAAUACCAGAACAACCCACCACCACAACCACCCAACCACCACCCACCCCUGGCCCAGGCCCCUCCCCCUACCGCAUCAAAUCCGCCCUCAUCCUCACCCGCCCCCCCCUCCUAACCCGCCUCCCCACCCCCUUCGAAUCCUCCUUCUACCUCUACCAAAAACGCCUCAACGAGCGCCUCGUCGCCCCCUUCCGCAAAGACUACUACUUCAAGCAAGACACCGCCCACGACCUCGAAUGGCGCAUCAAGCUCAAGGAGCGUCACGGCGUGCCGGCCAAGGACAUCGGGCGGUACAACCCCCGCGGCCGCAUGGCCUGGAACGACGAGGUUCUCGUCGGUAGCACCGCCUCUUCCCCGGAGACGCUGACAGAAGUCCUGCUCAAAGACGCAGAGGUCAGAGUCAGUGAAGAUGGUGAACUGAUCGCCCCGGAAGAAAUCGUGCCGGUGGAGAAACCUAUGCCGAGGAGGACGGAGGCGGAUGAGAAGGGGGAUAAGACUAGGUUGGAUAGGAAGCUGGACGAGACGCUUUAUCUUGUUGUGAAGAAGGGGAGGGAGGGGAAGUGGGGGUUUCCGAUGGGGCAGGUUGAGACUGAUGAGGCAUUGCAUCAUACUGCCAAGAGAGCGCUUGCGGAGGCGGCCGGGGUGAACAUGAACACUUGGGUCGUCGGCCGUGUGCCCGUGGCUCACCAGGUGAUUGAGCCCGAGAUCGAACCCGAGACCAAGAAGCUCGUCAAGAGGGGGGAUAAGAUUUUUUAUCUCAAGGGGAGGAUCAUGGCUGGACAGGCGGAUCUGACGGGGAAUACCCAGGGGCUGACCGAGUUUAGGUGGUUGACGCAGAGGGAGAUGGAGAAGGUGCUGCCAAGGAGUGUGUGGGAGAGUGUCAAGGGGAUGGUGGAGUUGAGGUAGAAAGUUGCCCAUCUCAUGAGAUGGAGGGUAUUGUAUGUAUGUGUAUGAUUUAGUUUGGUUGGACGAAAGCGGAAGGCAUCAAAAAACUAAAGCAAAACAUUCGGGGAAAUAGGGGGAAUGUUUUGUGACUGGUCUAUCUGGGUGGGAAUGUACAAUAAUCUGUGAAAGAGACUUGUAGAACAUGUAUAAAGGGGCUUUUGUCUCUGUUGCGAGAUGGUAACAAAACGGGGGGGCUGAUCAUAAGAAAAGAGAUAAAUGAUAGUGACCCGGCUUGAAAA